Molecule: messenger RNA, 999 nt
Organism: Acanthosepion pharaonis
Lineage: Eukaryota; Metazoa; Mollusca; Cephalopoda; Sepiida; Sepiidae
Source: the annotation of a GenBank genome assembly
AUGCUAUUCAAUCACCCUCUUUAUCUCUCUCUUUCUCUCUCUCUCUCUGUCUCUCUCUCUCUCUCUCUGUCUCUCUUUCUUUCCAUUUUCUUUUCUAGUUUUCCACUUUUUCAUGUCUUUCUUACUUUUUAUCUUUCUCUAACUCUCUUUACAUUUAAUUAUUCCUCUUACUCUCUUUCCACUCCAUCCUAUUUUACGAUUCCAUUUUCUUUCUUUCUUUCUUUCUUUCUUUCUUUCUUUUUCCCUUUUAUCAUUUUUGUCUUUCUCUCUCUCUCUCUCUCUCUCUCUCUCUCUCUCUCUCAUUGUCUCCUUAUUUCUCUCUUCAACUCUCCCCAUUUACGAUUAUCUAUCUAUCUAUCGAUCGAUCGAUCGAUCUAUCUAAUCAAAGACUAUUCAAAUCUAUAUAUGUAUCUAUUUAUGUCUCUUCAUUAUCUAUCUAUCUAUCUAUCUAUCUAUCUAUCUAUCAAAGACUAUUCAAAUCUGUAUAUAUAUAUCUAUUCAUCUCUUCAUUAUCUAUGUCCAUAUCUAUCUAUCUAUUUAUCUAUCUAUCUAAGACAAUUCAAAUCUGUAUAUAUAUAUCUAUUUAUCACUUCAUUAUCUAUGUCCAUAUCUAUCUAUCUAUCUAUCUAUCUAUCUAUCUAUCUAUUUAUCUAUCUAUCUAAGACUAUUCAAAUCUGUAUAUAUAUAUCUAUUUAUCACUUCAUUAUCUAUGUCCAUAUCUAUCUAUCUAUCUAUCUAUCUAUCUAUCUAUCUAUCUAUCUAUCUAUCUAUCUAAGACUAUUCAAAUCUGUAUAUAUAUAUCUAUUUAUCACUUCAUUAUCUAUGUCCAUAUCUAUCUAUCUAUCUAUCUAUCUAUCUAUCUAUCUAUCUAUCUAUUUAUCUAUCUAUCUAAGACUAUUCAAAUCUGUAUAUAUAUAUAUCUAUUUAUCACUUCAUUAUCUAUGUCCAUAUCUAUCUAUCUAUCUAUCUAUCUAUCUAUCUAUCUAUCUAUCUAUCUAA